GGAAGGACUUAGCAUCCUCUAGAAAUGUGAGGCGACUUGGUUUACCCUCUCUAUGAACUGAUCCCGUUGAUUACUCAUCAAUAAAGUUUCCUCCGUUUCUCACCAUCAGUGACAGAAGUAACUUCCACGAGUUGCACUCGCAAGGAUAGGACAAGUGAACAACACACCCACGGUUCUUCCAACGUAGUUGAUUUUUACCUCAGAAUACCCUGAAAGAUUUGGUCUCCUGCCUCGUAGUACAUUCUUCUUAGCGGACAUGGACAAUCCGAAGUGGCCUUACUUUGAUCCUGAUUACGAGACAACUUGUUCAAGCUUCAACUCUCCCAGGGUGACGGUUGAAACCGAGGCGAGUGAGAAUGCCACUAUCGUAAAAGUAAAUAGUGCCAACAGGCAUGGCAUACUACUAAAUGUUGUGCAAGUGCUUACAGACCUGGAUUUGACAAUAACUAAGUCUGACAUCUUCCACGAUCUCGGAUGGUUUAUGGAUGUGUUCCACGUUGUUGAUUCAAAUGGAAACAAAGCCCUUGACAAACAGACAUGUGAUCACAUCAUGAAUUCACUGGGGUACAGGACCAGAAGAGAGCAGUUUUCCGCAGAUUCGCUGCGUCGCUCCACAGGGUUGACCGUCGCUGAUCAUACCGUAAUUGAGCUAACUGGGCCUGAUAGGCCGGGCCUUCUGUCUGAACUAUCUGCAGUUCUGACUAGGUUGGAAUGCAAUGUGAAUGCCGCGGAGGUUUGGACGCACAAUCUACGAGCUGCGUCUAUUGUAUAUUUUACCGACUCCAGCACCGGCCGCCCUAUCACUAAUCAGUCAAAGCUUGACUACAUCAAAGAGCAGUUGUCGAGGGUCAUGAAAGGUGAUCACGAUGAAGAAGUGGCAAGAUGUAAGAUAGAAUAUGCUACUGAGAUUACCCAUGUAGAGAGAAGGCUUCAUCAGCUGAUGUAUGAUGACAGGGCUAAUGAAGUGCCAGAUCGUUCUGGAAAUAUGCAAGGCAGGCCGGCGAUUCAUAUAAAAAGAAACGAGCGUGGAUAUUCUGUAGUCAGUAUUCACUGCAAGGACCGGCCGAAACUCCUAUUCGACAUUGUCUGCACGCUGACGGACAUGCAGUAUGUGAUAUACCAUGCUUUGAUAAACUUUCCUGGUUCCGAAACGUCUCAAGAGUUUUUCAUUCGUCAUGUUAAUGGUUGUACUCUCGAUACCGCUGCCGAGCAACACUUAAAAGCUUGUCUUGAAGCUGCUAUCAGUCGAAGAACCAGCGAGGGUUUGAGAUUAGAGCUCUGCAUGAAUGAUCGAGUAGGACUACUAUCGGAUGUCACUAGAAUAUUUCGGGAGAAUGGACUUUCAGUUGCCCGAGCAGACAUCACCACCCGACACGACAAGGCUAUAAACGUAUUUUACGUUGUUGAUGCAUCUGGUCGCCCAGUGAACAUGAAAGUAGUGGAAGCCAUGCGCGAGACGAUCGGCAGUUCAUUGGAAGUGAAGGGACUCCCACGGUCGGAACCUGAGCUUCCAAGCACGAAGCUUUCCCUUGGUGGUCUUUUUCGGAACAUCUAUGGGCUCACAAACAUAACCUGGCGGUCUACGGCAACUGCGUGAAGAUAAUGUUGACAACUGACGGCCUCAGUGAUUGACUCUCGAAUCAUAACCUAACCGCUAACAAGGGAGCAAACGCAAAGUCUGAAUAUGAUCAUUUAGCUUUUGCAGGCUUGCGGCAUCCAGCUGCUGAGCGUACAGGUAGUGUCUUAUUCUCAGCUGAUUGCUAUCUUUAAAAUUCUUACCGCUCAAGGAGCUUCUGUACAUAAACACCAAUGGUAGCAAGUUGGUGGGGGUGCUUGCAAAGGUAGAGCUGUACAUAAAUCCCAUUUGAGGUGUCGUCCCUGGUGGGGGGCUGCGCAACAUAGAUUCUCCCCUUUGUACAUAAUCGGACUUCGGUCCUCACUUCAUUAUCUGAAACUAGCCCCGCCGUGGCUUGACUCACCA
This is a messenger RNA of Physcomitrium patens, 1981 nucleotides long. Its product is annotated as ACT domain-containing protein ACR3. NCBI's taxonomy places the organism in Eukaryota, Viridiplantae, Streptophyta, Bryopsida, Funariales, Funariaceae. The record is from RefSeq and is a predicted model, not a curated record.